AUGAAAGCUAUCACCAUCGAAAAAGUCGAGGGAAAGCCCGGCAAAGUUUACUACCCGCUCAAACUAAUUGACCUCCCUAUAUCGACUCCUAAGCCUACGGAAGUCACAGUAAAGCUUCUGGCAGCCGCCCUAAACCACCGAGACCACUUCAUUCGUCAACAUCUCUAUCCCGGAAUCUCAUUUGAUUCUAUUCCCCUCCUCGCGGACGGCGCCGGAAUAGUGACCUCUACUGGCAGCGCCGUACCCACUUCCUGGCUUGGAAAGCGCGUCGUUCUCGCUCCCGGUCGCGGAUGGGACUCUGACCCUGCCGGCCCCGAAAGUGACGUCUAUGCCAUUCUCGGUGGGACCAAACACGCCCCCACUGGUACCCUUCAGGAAUACAUCAGUGUUCCCGUCUCGGAGGUGGAAGAAGCUCCUCUCCAUCUCGAUGCCGUCGAGUCAGCCGCAAUACCACUCUGUGGGCUAACCGCUUUCCGCGCGGUCUUCACGAAGGGUCAGGUGCAGGCCGGUCAGAAUGUACUCAUCACAGGUAUUGGCGGGGGUGUUGCGUUGAUGGCGCUCGCAUUCUGCUGCGCAAAGGGCGCGGUGGUGUUUGUGACUAGCGGGUCCGGGGAUAAGCUGGUCGCCGCGAAGGAGCUCGGGGCGAGUGCGGGAGUGAGUUACAAGAGUACGGCGUGGGAAAAGGAUCUCAAGGGUCUUUUGCCGAGGAGUAGGCCGUAUUUGGAUGUAGUUAUUGAUGGUGCCGGAGGAGAUGUUGCUGCACGAACUGUACCGUUGCUUAAACGCGGUGGCAAGAUCGUCUCAUACGGAAUGACACUUGCCCCCCAAACCCCCUUCACGAUGUCAGCCGUGCUAAAAAAUAUUGACCUCAUGGGUUCAACUAUGGGCUCCCGCAAGGAAUUCGGAGACAUGGUUGAGUUUGUCCGCGACAAGCAGCUCAGACCCGUCAUCUCAAAAGUGGCAGACGGCAUUUCAAUCGACAGCCUUGAGCCUCUGUUCGAGGAUAUGAAGGAGGGGAGACAAUUUGGGAAGCUCGUUGUCAAGAUUGCGCCGGAGGAUACAGCAAAGUUGUAA
This is a messenger RNA of Morchella importuna, 1074 nucleotides long. RefSeq lists its product as uncharacterized. The transcript has 3 exons. Gene Ontology annotation, molecular function: oxidoreductase activity. The coding region runs from base 1 to 1074 and encodes 357 amino acids. Lineage: Eukaryota; Fungi; Ascomycota; Pezizomycetes; Pezizales; Morchellaceae. The record is from RefSeq and is a predicted model, not a curated record.